This is a messenger RNA of Psylliodes chrysocephalus, 2239 nucleotides long. The record is from the annotation of a GenBank genome assembly. Lineage: Eukaryota; Metazoa; Arthropoda; Insecta; Coleoptera; Chrysomelidae.
CUUAUUGUCACUGUCAUUAGUCAAUUUCUGUCAGCUGGUUGUCAAACAAAAUGCAAUGUCAAAUGUCACAACAAACUUUAAAAAUGGCAUCCCGCGAAGAAUGGUGUGCCGAUAAACUCUCUAAACUUUUACAAGAAGAUUUAAGAAUUUCAGCGUUAAAUGAAAUUAAGGAGCAUUUUGAAUCUAUACCCGCAUCGGAGGCAUCCCGAUUUGCAGACGGUCUCGACUUACCAUUAGUAUUCGAUUGUUUAAAUGACUCAAAUCUAGAGCAGGUUGAUUUAGCUUGCGAGGUGCUUACUCUGUGUAUGACCAACCUGAAUAUAGGAGAAACUACAAAUAGAUAUGUUGUACCUUUAGAACGAGCCUUAAAUCAUCCUUAUUCAGGAGUGAAAAUAAUGGCUCUAAAAGAGAUUCAACGAGACAUAUCUGAAGAGAAUUGUCUUUCUGAGCUGUGCAAAAGAAAAUCGUUAUUAAUUUCUGUUAUUAAAUGUAUUGGAGAUAGCGAUCUAUCAGUUGCUAAAAAAGCAAUUGAUAUAACAGUUGUUGUUGGUUUAUCAGAUAUUGGAUUAAGAACCCUGAUAAUGGACGAUAUAUCUAAUGAGAUGCGUGAAGUUAUGUCUACUAAUGAAGUAUCAAGACUGAGGGUGUAUGAGGUGGUAGUUAAUAUUGCAAAGGAAGCUGAAAUAAAUUUGGAUCAGAUCAAAUCAACUGAUAUAUUAACACAUUUUUUAGAAGAAUUAAACAACCAUGAUAUCUUAUUAAAAAUGAAUGUUGUUGAAUUAUUAACUCAACUAGGACUUAGUAGACAUGGUUACAAUUAUCUUGAACAAAACGGUGUUAUAAAUAAGCUAUUUUCUAUGAUUGAAGAUACAGAUGAUUCUAUGACACUACAAUACUGUGAACCAGGAAUUUUAAAAUUUUUCGGUAAUAUAGCACACUGGAAACCUCUUGAACUAAUGUCAAAAUAUCCAAAAAUAUUUGACAGAUUGUUUUCAAAUCUCGAGAGUGGUGAAUUGACUAUAGUUGCUAUUUCUUUGGAUACUUUGGGAAUCAUAGGAUUAACAAAUCAAGGAAAAAGUGCCUUGAACGCCACAGGAAACAAAAUGACUUAUGCUUUAAAAACCAUCGUCAAGUUGCUUUCCUCGUUUCCCACUGAUGUCAAAAUCAGAGCUCUCAACUGCUUGGAACAUCUUUUGAGCGUGAACGAACAACAAAGUAAUGUUAUUCAAAUAACCAAAAAAUGGUUUAACGUUUUGUGCGAACACCCAAUGGACGUUAUUAUAAGGUAUGCUAAGAAUCCUUUCUCUGAAAUUAAGAUAGCCGGAUUGGGAAUAUUACUAGGAAUGUCAUAUCAGCAAUGGGGACAAGAGGAGAUACGAAAUAGUCCAGGACUGACUGAAUACCUGCUGGACCGAAAUAUAGAAACUUUAAAGGAAUGUAAAGAGCUGAAAUUCGACAUAAUAAGAGCCUUAGCUGCCAGCACCGUGUUUGAUGAAGCUACCAUAAAAAGAUUCCAAGAUUUCAUCAAAGAAGGACCGUUUCAUAUUGAAGCUGUUACCGAAAUUGCUUUUGAAGGGAACGAGUAAUUGGGGUGUCAUUAUUGUAGUUAACACUUAAGGUGAUUAUUGAUGAGUUUCAAUUUGGCGAUAAAAAAUGUAAACAAUGUUAAAUAUUUGGUGUAUUUAAUUAAAGACCUAUUUUAUUUGAUAAAUUUUUCCACAAGGAAAUAUUUUAAUGUUUUUUCUUCACAUUGCAAACAAAAUGUCCUCGGAUGAAAUAAUUUAAUAUAAUUGGUAAAAUUUUGUAGUGUUUUAUAUUGAACGUAUUCUGUUUAUUCAAAAUUGAUUUAUUGUCUAUUUUAAUCUGAUUUAACUAUCUUGGAACUCGUCAACAAUUGACCUUUUUGGGUUUCUGAAGUACAAUAAAAUAAUUUAAAUAUUUACUAAGAUAUAAAUAUAUCCCAUUAUAUUUUACUAAAAUAAUUUUUUUAAUAAAAACAUGACAUAAAUAGUGAAUUAUUCAAUAGAUAACUAGGUAAAUGAGGAUAAAUUUUCAAAAUAUGGAGAAUGUGACGAAUUUGAAGCUGGUACAAGACCCAUUUUUAACUGACUUCAAAAAAAGGAGGUUGUCAAUUCGUCGGAAUAUUUUUAUGUAUGUUCAGGGAUAAUUCUUUACCUCGUCCCAUUGAGGUAGUAUUAUAAAGAGGUGCUAUAAGUAAUAUUUCGCACAGAGAUAAAAC